Messenger RNA from Penicilliopsis zonata CBS 506.65, 972 nucleotides. RefSeq lists its product as hypothetical. The coding region runs from base 153 to 644 and encodes 163 amino acids. Gene Ontology annotation, cellular component: ribonuclease H2 complex. NCBI's taxonomy places the organism in Eukaryota, Fungi, Ascomycota, Eurotiomycetes, Eurotiales, Aspergillaceae. The record is from RefSeq and is a predicted model, not a curated record. The transcript has 5 exons. Gene Ontology annotation, biological process: RNA catabolic process.
UGAGUAUCAAACCAAGGCCUUUGAUACCUCCGGCUAACACGGUUUCUGGAGUUCUCUUUCCUGCUACUCGUAAUUCUGCCCGUCAAUUGAGUUACUAGCAGUGUUCAGGCCCGUUUUGAAUUCGCAAUCAUAUUACUCGAUCCCUAACAAUCAUGUUUGCUAUUCAACCAGCGCAGAAAGAAGCAUCUUCUACGACAGAGGAAUUAUCACCAAAUUGCUGUACGCCCAACAUACUGCCGUGUCGCAUUCACCAUGAUGGCCCCGUCGACAAUAUCAGCCGGUAUUGGACUCCUGUGACAGACGAGAAGGGCCUCCAGAUUGCGUAUUUCCGCGGGCGUAAACUUCGAGGGCGGCGUGUUGCGAUUCCAGAGGGAUACCAAGGCGUUGUCGCUAUCACAACCGAUAAAACCCUUCCGGUGAAGCAAAAUAACCAUAGCAUUGAGGAUCUGGAUGUCGAACCCGAGGAGCCCGUCAAAAUCCUUGAACAGCAGGCCACGUUCGAUGAACUGCUCGUUUGGGAUCACGAAGCGAUCCCUGCUACGGAUGAUUCGUUUGUGAAAGGGGUGGAAGAGUGGUUGAAGUUUGCAGAAGUCAUGCAUUCAAGCCCAUCCUCUGAUGCUAACUCCAAGCAAAAAUCGACAUGAAUGUGAGAAAAAUGAGGAUGCUUCCUAUUUCUGGACCGUUUCCCUGCAACAGACUAUUAGUAUAUUUUGCGCUGUGUAUAGGAGAGCAGGGUUUCAUACUUAUAGCCGCAAACACAUGUAUAAAAGACUGUGCUGCCUUCGUCCGCACUACGCAAUUGUACAGUCGUGAAGUACAUCUCCUUCCUCCCGCAUUUCGCACAAGUGUGUUGGCCGAGGGCUUCUGUCUUCUUGUCUGCAGCAGUCAAGGUCUGGACGGCGGAUCUCUUCGCUCUGAGUAUCGACGGGAAAUCACUCGGCUUGGACUGGGAGACGAUGGUCUUGGGAAGAG